GAUUUUUGUCCCUGAGUCAUGGAAGACAGAAGAGCUGAAAAGUCAUGUGAACAAGCAUGUGAAUCACUUAAGAGGCAGGACUAUGAAAUGGCCCUCAAGCACUGCACAGAGGCCCUUCUUUCUCUUGGCCAGUACUCCAUGGCAGACUUCACAGGGCCUUGUCCAUUGGAAAUAGAACGCAUCAAAAUCGAGAGUCUUCUCUACAGAAUUGCCUCAUUUUUGCAACUGAAAAAUUAUGUGCAAGCUGAUGAAGAUUGUAGACAUGGUAUGUUUAAAAAUGAGACUCGAGUUAUUGAAUUGAACAAUGUUUAA
Messenger RNA from Nomascus leucogenys (northern white-cheeked gibbon), 312 nucleotides. RefSeq names its product probable helicase with zinc finger domain. Lineage: Eukaryota; Metazoa; Chordata; Mammalia; Primates; Hylobatidae. The record is from RefSeq and is a predicted model, not a curated record. The transcript is spliced from 2 exons. Gene Ontology annotation, molecular function: protein binding. The coding region runs from base 19 to 312 and encodes 97 amino acids.